Messenger RNA from Hymenoscyphus albidus, 2498 nucleotides. The record is from the annotation of a GenBank genome assembly. NCBI's taxonomy places the organism in Eukaryota, Fungi, Ascomycota, Leotiomycetes, Helotiales, Helotiaceae.
CUCAGAAGCCCUCGCCUUAUUCCCCUCGCCCACAUAUCCCACCAUAGUCCUUCGCCAAACCCACUCCACUCAAUUGGAGGGGCAAGUUAAUGAAGACUCUCCGCCUACAAUUUUUUCGGUCGCUGAGAUCACGACGGAUACCACGUAAUCCAGAAUCAUUUCGUUUGCGCGCGCCUUCGAAGGCCACUUUUUCAACUUGCGGAAGGUUAUCGAGAACCGUUGCGGGGUACGUGGUGACUCAGGACGAUUCAGAUAUGGCUCCCAAGGGCCAAAAGUUUGAGUUGAAGACUCCCAAGGGGACGAAAGAUUGUAUGCGGGUCAUGUCUGCUCCUAGCGUCGCCUUCAAGAGCUAACCAAAACACAGGGGAGGGAAGGGACAUGAUCAUUAGAGACAAGAUUUUUUCCACUAUCACCGAUGUAUUCAAGCGCCACGGCGCCGUCACAAUUGAUACGCCAGUCUUCGAAUUGAAGGAUAUCCUAUCUGGGAAAUAUGGCGAAGACAGCAAACUCAUCUACGACCUCGCGGAUCAGGGAGGAGAAAUCUGCUCCUUAAGAUAUGAUCUCACAGUCCCAUUCGCAAGAUGGUUGGCCAUGAACCGAGACUGCCAAUCAAUCAAGCGAUACCACAUUGCAAAGGUUUACAGACGAGAUCAACCUGCUAUGACCAAGGGCCGUAUGCGAGAGUUUUACCAAUGCGAUUUCGAUAUUGCUGGAGUCUAUGACCCAAUGCUUCCCGAUGCCGAAAUUGUCAGAAUUAUCACCGAAGUUUUUGAGGGCCUGGGAUGGAGGGGCCGGUAUACAAUCAAACUUAACCACCGAAAAAUCUUGGACGGAAUAUUCGAGGUCUGUGGUGUUCCAACAGACAAGAUUAGGACUAUUUCAUCUGCGGUUGACAAGUUGGACAAAUCUCCAUGGGAGGAAGUACGUAGAGAGAUGACCGAGGAAAAAGGACUUGAUGGUGCUGUUGCGGAUAAGAUUGGAGAAUAUGUUAUACAAAAAGGACAAAAGGAUCUGCUGAGCAAAUUGCGGGAAGAUGCGACUUUGAUGGCAAACGAAUCGAUGAAAGCUGGCUUGGCAGACAUGGAAUUGUUGUUUACAUAUCUUGAGGCAUUCGAUGCUUUGCAAAACGUCUCUUUUGACUUGAGUUUGGCCCGCGGGCUCGACUACUAUACUGGAGUCAUCUAUGAGAUUGUCACCGAAGGAUCAGCUCCAGGCUCUGGACCACCGGCAACUGUUACUGCACCUGCAUCGAAGUCCAAAUCCUCAAAGAAACCUGGUGGAAAAGGCGUGGUGGAUUUCGAUGAGGAUCGCUCAUCGGAUCCAAGCGUUGGUGUAGGAAGUGUCGCAGCAGGUGGACGAUACGACGAGCUCGUUGGAAUGUUUUCUGGCAAGACCAAAAUUCCUUGCGUUGGUAUUUCAUUCGGUGUCGACAGAAUCUUCUCGGUUACGAAAGCCAGAAUGGAGGCAGAUAAGAAUGCUGAAGCAGUUCGAAAUAACGAGACGGAAGUGUACGUGAUGGCAUUCGGAGGUAAAGGAUUCACUGGUCUCCUGAAAGAGCGUCUCUCCAUUUGCAGCAAAUUAUGGGACGCAGGAAUCAAGGUAAGACCCCAAAUAUUUCGAGGUAUUUACACAAACUGACUUGUUUUCAGACGGAAUUUCUGUACAAAGUCAAACCCAAGCUCCCUAAUCAAUUCGCUGCUGCAGAUAAGAACGGAACUCCUCUGGCCAUUGUCAUUGGUGAAGACGAGAUGAAAGCUGGCAAAGUUAAGAUCAAGGAGAUGGGACUUCGGGAUGGCCACCCCGAAAAGGAUGGUGUGCUUGUCAGUAUCGAAGACCUUGUACCAGAAGUACGAAAAAGAAUUUUAAGGAAGUCAAAUCUGGAGGAACUCGUCAAGGAGGCAGCAGGAUUGAAGGUCGUCGGUGGCAUUAGAGGCGAGAAAGAGAUUGUGAAUACAGUCGAAGCAAGCAACUCGGAAGCCGAAAAGAAGGAUGGGGAAGUAAAGACCUCGCUAGAAGCAGAAAAGAAAGUAGAAGAGAAGAAGCCAGAAGAAAAGGCAUUGUCGGAAACGGAAAAGCCAGCUGAAGUUGUUGGGGGCAAGUCACAGGAAGCUAUUGGAGCGGUACCAGCAUCAUAGCGGAGAAUAUGCAUGAAUUGUAGCCAAUGUUUGGUAUCGUGAAUAGACUCCAUUGCGAUGGUCUACAGUAAUAGUAGAUAUUGGGUUUGCCAGAAAUGCGACUUUAUAUGCUAUGCCGAUGAAUCCCUUUCGUGCAGGGCAGGAGGCUUAAAGCUUAACUGUUUAAGCAUUUGAGGCAGGUGGAUCAAAUGUUCUCAUUAACUCCACUCACAUCCUCUACCAUAGAUGACAUAACAUUCAAAGCCCGGUGGUGCGGUUUGGUGUGCAGAGUGGCGUGUCGGUUGAUGGCUAAAAGGAAAAUGCGACCCUGCAGAGCAGUUAGUACCUUGGUACCGUAGCUUCCCUGCAUGUUAUUAUUACAAA